AUAAUAUAUAUUCUGAAAAUUAAGGAAGAAGAAAUGGACAGAAUAGAAGCAGCAGCAGUAGUAACGAGGGAAUCGAGUAGUAGUGAUCGUAAUAAUAAUAAUAAUAAUAAUAAUAAUGCAGUAGUGGUUCCAAUUGCUCAGAGUCCUCAAAAUCUCACCCCACCAUCUCCCCUUUGGGUUCUCAAGGAACACUACCAAAAAUCUGGUGUACAUCGUAAGGUGUUGGCGGAGGUCAUAGCAACGUAUCUGUUGGUGUUUGUUACUUGUGGUGCGGCUGCAAUCAAUGGAAGUAACCCACAGAAAGUGUCGCAGCUGGGAGCAUCAGUGGCCGGUGGCCUCAUUGUCACCGUCAUGAUCUACACCGUUGGCCACAUCUCCGGUGCACACAUGAAUCCCGCUGUUACCGUUGCUUUCGCUGCGGUUCAUAGACAAUUUCCAUUGAAAGAGGUUCCAUUGUAUGCUAUAGCUCAAUUUACAGGAGCUAUUGCAGCUUCAUUUACACUACGAGAAGUGCUACAUCCCAUAAAACUUCUUGGGACAACAUCACCAUCUGGCUCAGAUGGCCAAUCUUUAGCUAUGGAAAUUGUUGUCACUUUUAUUAUGAUGUUUGUCACUUCUGCCGUAGCAACAGAUACCAAAGCCGUUGGGGAGCUAGCUGGUUUAGCAGUUGGUUCAUCUGUGUGCAUAACAUCAAUCUUCGCUGGGUCAGCAAUUAAUAACUCUUCUCAUCAUAUCUUCUGAUUAUUUCUUUCAUUCAAAUAAUUUUAAUUUAAAAUGGCAAAUAAUUAUAAAAUAUUUUUUACACACCAAAUAUGAGAUGAUCAGUUCGUGCCUUCCUAUGUUUUAAGUUCUCUUACACUACAUUUUCUAGUUCAAGCAUGACCUUGUUAGGCUAUUUUUAGCCUAUGUUUUGGAUCCAAUUUAUGUGCAUUUUUAGCUGUGUUGGGACGGAAUUACGCUUGUUUUCUAUGUUUUCAGGUUUUUUGGAGUAAAAGAGGUCUCGGGUGCAGAAAUUCAUUAAAAGACGUGCUGAGCCGAAGAAAAACUUAAUUUUUGAGUUUUUGCAUAUCUGGCCGCGGCGAUGAAGAGGCUCGCCGCGGCGAGAUUCAACUUACAGAAAGUGCCUAAAUUUGGCACAUUCUCGCCGCGGCGAGAGGAAGCAUGGCCGCGGCGAGAUCCCGUACGGACCAGGGGCAUUUUCGUCCAUCGAACCCUAAAUUUCAAUUAUAAAUAGAAAACUGCGAUUGGAAGUCAGGGAGAGCGAUUUGGAACCCUAAAACACAGCUGAGGGCGGCAGGAAGAGCAUAGAGAUUCAAGUGAAGAUCCAGAAUUCAUCCACCAACAGUUCUUUUCUUUAUUCCUCUUUAAUUUAUUUAUGUUGAAUAUUGCUAUAGGAAUGGUUAUGGAUUUGUUUCUGAACUAAAUUUCCCAUUUAGGGAGGAUGAUGAUUGUUGUUUAAUGUUUUCCUAGUUAAUGUUUAAUUACCAUUCCUCAAUUCUUGUGUGUGAAAUUAUCUUAAUUUGUUCUUAAUUUCAUGUUUAAGAUUGAUCACCUUGUGCAUGCUCUAUGAUCUCAAUUCAAAAUCUGAAAAGUGAGAAUUGAGAAUGCUAAAAUUAAGAUAAUCGAUGUUCUAUGUGAAACGAAAGUAUUUACAUGACUUAUGUGACGAGUAGAUUAUUACUUAAUGCUGAUUUCAUGUUAGUUUAAUUAAGGAAUUAAUUAGAUAACAUGUGAUUUAGAAUCUAGAAGAUCUGAAAGGAGCUAGGUUAUUUCAUAAUCUGUCAUUCACUCCAAG
Cannabis sativa is the source of this 1795-nucleotide messenger RNA. RefSeq names its product aquaporin NIP2-1-like. NCBI's taxonomy places the organism in Eukaryota, Viridiplantae, Streptophyta, Magnoliopsida, Rosales, Cannabaceae. The record is from RefSeq and is a predicted model, not a curated record. Gene Ontology annotation, molecular function: channel activity. Gene Ontology annotation, cellular component: membrane. The transcript is spliced from 4 exons. Bases 34 to 741 code for a protein of 235 amino acids. Gene Ontology annotation, biological process: transmembrane transport.